Callorhinchus milii (elephant shark) is the source of this 1127-nucleotide messenger RNA. It is a transcript of the gene sod2, whose product is annotated as superoxide dismutase 2, mitochondrial. Gene Ontology annotation, biological process: superoxide metabolic process. Gene Ontology annotation, cellular component: mitochondrion. The record is from RefSeq and is marked provisional. Lineage: Eukaryota; Metazoa; Chordata; Chondrichthyes; Chimaeriformes; Callorhinchidae. Gene Ontology annotation, molecular function: metal ion binding; superoxide dismutase activity.
GUCAGUGGAGACGGGUCUCGCCGGCGACAUGCUCCGCGCACUCACCUUCCGCAGAUGUACUUACACCAUUUCUCCAGUCUUGCGCUGUUUGGCCUCGAGGCAAAAGCACACCCUGCCUGAUCUGCCUUAUGACUAUGGUGCACUGGAACCACAUGUUGGUGCAGAAAUCAUGCAACUGCAUCACAGCAAACAUCAUGCUACUUAUGUGAAUAAUUUAAAUGUCACAGAGGAGAAGUAUGCAGAGUCCUUGGCUAAAGGUGAUGUGAGCACUCAGGUGUCUUUGCAGCCAGCAUUGCGAUUUAAUGGUGGGGGCCAUAUUAAUCAUUCUAUUUUCUGGACCAAUCUGUCUCCUAAUGGUGGCGGAGAACCUUCAGGGGAGCUGAUGGCAGCCAUCAAACGUGACUUUGGUACUUUUGAGAAGCUUAAGGAGAAGAUGUCUACCAUUUCAGUAGGUGUUCAGGGUUCAGGCUGGGGAUGGCUCGGUUACAACAAGGAUGCUGGAAGGCUGCAGCUAGCUGCUUGUCCAAAUCAGGACCCAUUGCAAGGAACAACAGGUCUAAUCCCUCUACUUGGAAUAGAUGUGUGGGAGCAUGCCUACUACCUGCAAUACAAGAAUGUGCGGCCAGACUAUGUAAAAGCCAUUUGGAAUAUUAUCAAUUGGGAGAAUGUAGCACAGAGAUUCAAUGCUGCCAAGAAGUGAACCUUAUACACACUGUAAUUCAAGGCAGUCACCAGGAUCCUGCCAUUGUUGACUGGAGUUUGUUAAAUACUGUCUGCAGCAUUUAGGACUGAUUAAAUCUUUAAUUGUCUCUGACCACUCGAAGAGAGUCCUGAAGUGCUUAUAUAAAUGUGUACAGUCCCACGAUUAAAGAAAUGUGAACGUAGUCUUUUCUCUGUUAUUAUUCUGACUUAGUUUUAAAAAAAGUCAGGUUAAUUAUGACAAAUGGACUAGUUUCCAAACGUUCUGUUAGAAACAUAGUGCGUAUCGAUAUCUCCAGAAGUCAAUGUAGAUUAAACUGUGACUCUACCUGUGGUUGGAUUUUACAAUUUAAUUGGCAGGAUUGGAUGAGAUCACUGGGUUAGAACACAGUCCUUUUGCUGCUGGGACAUAGGCUUGAAUGUUACUC